Callorhinchus milii (elephant shark) is the source of this 1733-nucleotide messenger RNA. RefSeq names its product enoyl-CoA delta isomerase 1 (gene eci1). Gene Ontology annotation, cellular component: mitochondrion. The record is from RefSeq and is a predicted model, not a curated record. NCBI's taxonomy places the organism in Eukaryota, Metazoa, Chordata, Chondrichthyes, Chimaeriformes, Callorhinchidae. The transcript has 7 exons. The coding region runs from base 90 to 1007 and encodes 305 amino acids. Gene Ontology annotation, molecular function: enoyl-CoA hydratase activity. Gene Ontology annotation, biological process: fatty acid beta-oxidation.
UCCCCCCCCGACACUGGGUCUGUUGCGCCACCGGUGGCGGCGGUUGGGGUUCGGUGAGGACCGGCGGCGGCGGGGACGGGGACGGGGAGAUGGCGAAGCUGCUGCUGCUCAAGGCGGCGGGGAGAGCGGCCCUGUCAGGGCAGAUAUCAUUUUCUUCUACGAAUAAUUUGCCUUACAAGACUGGAAGAGUUUUGUGCCAGUUGCCAUGGAGAGUGUCAGACCAGAGAAGGAUGUUCACAAAUGUAGAGAUGGACAACAGCACGGGAGUUGCUGUAAUCAAGAUGAACAGCCCUCCAGUUAACAGUCUAAGUCUGGAGUUCCUCACAGAGUUUGCAAUUAACAUGGAGAAGCUGGAAAUGGAUCGAGGAUGCCGAGGUGUAAUUCUAACUUCGUCCGUUCCCAGAAUUUUUUCUGCUGGCCUGGACAUAACGGAGAUGUAUGGGAAGACCCCAGAACACUGCGGAGCAUUCUGGAGAGCAGUGCAGGAAAUGUGGUUGAAACUGUACGGAUCCAGUAUGAUAACAAUAGCUGCAAUCAAUGGAUCCAGCCCUGCCGGUGGCUGUCUCAUGGCUAUAUCCUGUGACUACAGAAUUAUGACGGAUUAUCCGAAGUACAGUAUCGGUCUGAACGAGACCAAGCUGGGAAUUGUGGCACCAUUCUGGUUCAAAGACACCAUGAUAAAUUGCAUCGGAAACCGGGCCACAGAGCAUUCUCUCCAACUUGGUCUCCAGUACAAUCCUCCAGAGGCUCUGAAAGUUGGGCUUGUUGACCAGCUGGAAACAGAAGAUAAACUGAUGACAACUGCUUCAAGUGUCAUGUCUCAGUGGUUGGCUAUUCCAGAUCACGCUCGGCAAAUUACUAAAUCCAUGAUGAGGAAGCCUAUAAUUGAUCAACUGCUGAGACAAAGGGAAGCGGAUGUACAGAAUUUUGUUAAGUUCAUCACCAAGGACUCGAUUCAAAAGUCUCUCCAGAUGUAUAUGGAGAUGUUGAAACAAAAAAAAGGCUGAAUCAUUUGUGAACUUAAAAUGGGUCUUUAGUAUGUACGCAUUCUGAUGCAUUAUAAUGUCUAGGAUUCCUACCUGAUUCUUAUCUUGUUUCAAUAGCACAACAGAUUUUUUAAACAAAAAGAAUCACUCUAAUCCUAUCCGUUUACGAAUUUUCCUUUUUUUUUCUCCAAAUUGUUUUGGAAAACCUAUGCAAUGUGAAUUCAACUGUUUAUGUGAUGUAAAACCUUAAAGUACCUAAUUUAGCUGUCAAUUAGCUGUAGCUAGCUGAGCAAUUAAGUCAAACAACAAAUCUUGUCUUUGGCGAAGUUCUUUUAGAGGAAUGAUGAAACACAUGUGUGCCAAAACCUGCUUCAGUCAAAUCUUUAUCCCACAAGUUUUGUUUCAGAUGUAGCAGCAAUCGAUCAUCAGUUUGAAUGUGUAUGAAAGGCACUAUACAAAUGUAAUUUUGUAUUGCAUGACAAAUCAUUGUUACUAGUUUCUGUUUUGUGGAAGACUUUUCUUGGUGCUCUUUUUUUUAAUAAUUCGCAUUCUUCAAGAAAAAAUGAAAUUUCCUACAGAUUACUGGGACUGAAUUUAGAUUUCAACACUGCAUUCUGAUUCUGCACUGUGUUUAAUUUUAUGCAAAAUGAUACCUUUUGGUUUGUGAAAAUGAACUGCUGGAUUGCCUUCAGGGGUUUUAAUCAUGUGUUUUGUUUAUUAAACAACAAAUCCAAUGCUUUUAUUAUC